Messenger RNA from Alternaria atra, 984 nucleotides. RefSeq lists its product as uncharacterized. The coding region runs from base 1 to 984 and encodes 327 amino acids. Gene Ontology annotation, cellular component: GID complex; extrinsic component of membrane. The transcript is spliced from 4 exons. Lineage: Eukaryota; Fungi; Ascomycota; Dothideomycetes; Pleosporales; Pleosporaceae. The record is from RefSeq and is a predicted model, not a curated record. Gene Ontology annotation, biological process: proteasome-mediated ubiquitin-dependent protein catabolic process; negative regulation of gluconeogenesis; protein targeting to vacuole.
AUGCCAACGCCCGAUGAUGAAGCGAUGGUCUUGCCAGUGGAGCACGAGAGCAUCGCCGGCCGCACGACUUGUCCACCAGAAGAUGCGCGCAUUAUCGCUACCCACGAAUUGAAUCAAACACGAAGAUCCGACCACAAUAGCAAUGCCAACUCUGUGCCACAUGUGCCUAUGCAGCAGCCAACUCCAUCUCCUCAAAGCUCCCGCGAACCCACCCAGGCGCCCGACGAUACCCAUGGCAAGAUAUCAAGUGCCAACAUAGAAGCGCCGAGCAGAGAUAUACCCACGCCUAUGACUGCGACAGACGAUGGCACCGAAGAGCAACGCACGUCUCAGGCUUCGCCGCUUUCCACCGCUGCGCCAACUUCGCUGCUAGCCAGCCAUCUAUCAUCGCCAUUCCCUGCGCACAGGUUCCUACCUCAUACGUCGUCAUCUCUCCUCCGGCCCGGUAGUCGCUUCGUAGGCACUCAAACCUCUGACCGCCAGAAGUAUGAAGUUGAGGUCGAGAUAAAACACGUCGACAUGCGCGAAUCCUUCAUGUGUGGAUACUUGCGCAUUAAGGGUCUAACGGAAGACCACCCUAGCUUGACGACGUACUUCGAGGGCGAGAUCAUCGGAAGCAAAUACACCUUCAUUACACAACACCCAGAAUGGGGCUCCAACGAGAAGGUCGACAGACAACACUGGGCGCGGUUCCCUGCAUACAAGCCGCUAUCAAAGUACUCUUCGCGCCAAGAACUGGUGACCAAGGACUGGAUGCAGAAGGAGCACUUGUUCAUGCGAUGGAAGGAAUACUUCCUUGUGCCAGAUCACCGAGUCAGGACAAUAAGCGGUGCGAGCUUUGAGGGCUUUUACUACAUCUGCUUUAACCAGGUCUCGGGUGGCAUCGAGGGCAUCUACUUCCAUGCUAAGAGCGAGAAGUUCCAGAAGCUCCAGCUGGAACACGUCCAAGACUUUGGGUGUCAAGGCGCAAUUGAAUUCCGGUAA